This is a messenger RNA of Macrobrachium nipponense, 5670 nucleotides long. RefSeq names its product hemolymph clottable protein-like. Bases 289 to 5286 code for a protein of 1665 amino acids. Gene Ontology annotation, biological process: lipid transport. The transcript is spliced from 37 exons. Lineage: Eukaryota; Metazoa; Arthropoda; Malacostraca; Decapoda; Palaemonidae. The record is from RefSeq and is a predicted model, not a curated record. Gene Ontology annotation, molecular function: lipid carrier activity.
GAAAGGAGGCAGUUCCCUCCCAGUGGCGUAUGUCUUAUCAUACUCAGCGCUUCCCCAGUGUAAACAUCGCAGGAAGAAUAAUUGCCCUUGAAUCAUUCUGUCGCUGGGUCCGUCCCAGUCAUCAUUUCCGUUCUCGACUCCAUCCGGGACGACGAGCAGCUUCUCGGAGUCCCGCCUCUUCUGCUCUGUUGUCAGGAAGAGACUCUUUAUCUUGCAGGAAAUCCGAAAAUCAGUUCGUUUCUUACCAGCGUUCGUCACUUCCUCCACAGAAUUAAUUUGGCCUCGGAAAUGUCGAAUUCAUUGAUUUCUUUGUCUCUGCUCGUUGGUCUUUCCCUCGCACUGCAGCCAGGUCUCGAAUACCGAUAUCGCUACAAUGGAAGAUUGGCAACGGGGAUUAUUGAAAAGAGACAUCAGCUCGCUGCCGUUGGGAUGGAAAUGGAUGUGACCGUUCAGAUGGCUAUGGAUCUCAAACUCUCAGUGAAGUUUGAUAACAUCAUAGUGGGAAACUUUCAUGGCGAUCACAGCUGUGAUCUCCGAAGACCAAUUCCCAUAGCUUACACGAGCCUGGAAGAAGGAAAAGAUUUAUUACAGUAUCCAUUUUUAGUUCUGCUAAAUGGCAAGAAUGAGAGCUUCAUGGAUGUUCCAGUGGAUGAACCUGCCUGGGUGACGAAUAUACGUAAAGCUGUCAUAGGCAUGUUCCCCUUCAAAGCUCUCUGGGAGGAAAUGAAGAAAAAUAAACAUGGGUUUCCAGAAGCAUAUUUUGGUAAAGAUGAGGACCUCAUUGGAGAGCGAUGUAUGAGUUGGUACACAGCAAUGCAGAUUCCAGAACAUGAUAUUGCAUUCAUCAGAGAUGAGAUGGAAUCUGAACUGGAGGAGGAUAUUCAGAGAGAAAGCUUAAUUUCAUCUGCCAGUUACAAGACAUCAAAGGACCAAAAAGAAGCAGAAACUUCUCAUCAGGAGGAGGGAGUGAUGAGAGAAACUGAUGUUCCACCUCUGCAGGACAAAUUGUGGAUUGUUACAAAAACCAUUGACUAUCAUAUGUGUAACAAGCCAGUGGAAGUGACUCUCAGUGGAAAUAAGGAGAGUGAGGCUUCAAUCAGCAGAACAUCAGUGUCUCGCUACAUUAUAAGAGGAGAUUCACAAGGAAUUAGGAUGGAAAAUGCAAUAGCUGAAGGUGCCAUAUCAGUCUUCGGUGGCAGCAGUGUAUCUCAGUUUCAUAUUGACACUUUGACAAAUCAGACAUUGCAGCUAAGAGCAGUGAGUGUCAUCCAGAACAAGAUCUCUGUUGACCAUGCAACAAGACAGAUACAUUCAUUGCACUAUCAAGGGGAUUCGAUGCACCGCCAAGAUGAAGGCCCAAACCGUUACUUUCAUUUUGAAGAGAAGUUGUUGGGAGCUCAAAGAAGAGGAGACAAUGUUGAGGAAUUAAAGGAAAAACUUUUCUCUGCUUUGGAUGAAUUGUCUUCACCCAUGAACAACUUGGUAACUGCAAUGGACACUGCAGUCCAGGUCAUUUUAUACCUAUCUUAUGAGGAGAUAGACUUUGUUUACGAAUUGCUCCAAGAGAGAGUUUUAUCUGUAGGUAAAGGGGAAACUUCUCAAGAUUCCCGGUCAGCUCAGCUAAAUGUCAAACACUUCAAAAUGGCACUAACAUUAGGGGGAUCAGAACCGGCAAUAAAAUUUUUGCUAGAUUUACUGGAAGAUGAUGUCACAAGAAGAAGUGAUAACUUUGUGUACUUCUUCUUCAAGCAAAUUGGUACAACUUUAAAAGCACCGAAUCUCAUCCCAAGGAUAAUGAAAUUAGCAACCUUGAUGUCCUGGGAAUCGGACGAGGACCUUGCAAAGACUAUGGCGCUCACUUCAGCUGCAUCUCUUUUUGGCAUAGAGGGAAGAAAGACCAAGUUAAAAAACUCAGCCGUGCAAGAUGAGACGAGGGGCACUGUCGAAAGGAUGGAUACAUUUUUCAUUUCUUACCUUAAGGAAGGAAUUCAGAAUGCUUCCCUUUCUACAUGGCAGCGUGUGAUAUAUAUACAAUCACUUCUCAAUACAGGCACACCACAUUCCCUGGAGAUUCUGCAUCCAAUAAUCCUUGGCAUUGAGGAUGAACCAACCUACUUCAGAACUACAGCAAUGGCAGCUCUUUCAUCGCAUCUGCUACCUGAAACAGCACAGGAAAUGGUGUUCAGCUUACUAACGCCACUCAUGGAGAACACGGGAGAAGCACCUGAGGUGCGUGGGAUGGCUUUCCUUACCAUGGCAUCGUGGCACCCUGGUCCGAGCUGGUGGAAAAGAAUGGCCCUCUCCACUUGGCAUGAACCCUCACUUCAUUUUGCCAAUCUUGUUUCUUCAACCAUUGGGAGCAUUGCCCAGAGUGAUGGAGAGAUGAAAGAAAUGGUGACACGUGUAGCUUACUUGGCCAGACCUGGUAAAGGUGUUUCCCUCAGUCUGUCCACGAGCUUUUAUCUAGAAAACUACCUGUGGUUGGAUUGGGCCAAAAGAGACACGAGCAUAGUUUGGCUUGCCAGUACAGAAGGGAUCAUACCAACACAUAUUUUCAUAAGUUAUGAACUGCAAAGGCUACAAGGAUUCCCUUCUGUAACGAAGAUUGCUAUGUCACAGCAAAACAUGGACUUUUUCCUAGAGCUCAUAAAACAGUACAGAGAUCAGUUCAAGUAUGGGGAUGAGCGGCCCGAAGGAAGAGAUGAGCUGUUUCAAUUGACAUUUGAUAUCAUUAUGGAACUAGGGAUGAAGAUUAGGGGAUUUCCAAGUAGUGCUGAGUGGUUCUUGAAAAGCAACAAUAAUUUCCUCCAUGCAAAGACUGUGGAAUUCUUUGGAGGAGGAGUGAUUUUUGGUUUCAUUCGUCAGUUCCAGAGAUACUUAUCCCAAGUAUUUGAUAACCUUUAUUAUGAAAAAUCAAUUGAUACGACCUACUCCUACCCAACUGACUUGGGAAUCCCAUUCAUUGUACAGUUCUCAUCACAGAAAGCCCUCAGAGUCACAACCGUUAGUGAGCCACUAUCAGAUUCUGAUUCAUUUAGUGAAGAGGAGAGUGAAGGAAGUUACCGUUUUACUGUUCAAGUCAGCCAGGAGACAGCCAUCAACACCAAAACAUUAGUUCCAUGGUUAAAGUCAUCCGUGGGGUCAGGAAUUCGCAAUGAAGCGAAUGUUAUUCUACCUUUAACAGCACGCUUUGCUGGCAUACUCCAAACUUAUCAAGGAUUUCUAAAGAUCACACUCCCAAAUUACAAUGGUAAUUUGUUAACAGCAGCCAAUCACCCCUAUACUGUUCUGUACAAGAGUCUAUUGCCACUAAAAUCUCAUAUAGAAGAGAAACACAUCAAUAAAACUGGUGGUGAAAAAAUCGAGAUUUAUGAGAGAGUGAUGCCAUGGAUUGGGAGCUGGAUAGAAUCUUGUUUUAAUGGAGAGGAUGAAUUACCUGAUGUGUUUGCUGUCUUGAGUGGAAAUCACAGCUUCUUGACUCCAUCCUCUUCAAACUGGAAUUAUAGACUUACUUUUGAAGCAGAGGCAUCAGAUACCAAAAGUAUAACAUUCAGCUUUACAUAUGCUCCAGCAGUGAAGAAACUUCAAGGAAGUGCUGACGAAACGGACACAAUUGGCCAUGAGUCUGAAAAAAGUUCGGAAUAUUCAUCCUCUUCUCAUGAUGGAGGUGUGAUGAAGGAAGGCCAGGAGAUCUUGCAGUUCAUCAAGCAGCUGCAAGCAAAAGAGUCAGAUGUGGGUAACAUCAAGACAAUUGGCCUAAGCAUGAGGACAUCAGGAUCAGUUGAUCUUAAGUACAGAGUGUAUACAACGAUCAUUGAAAAUGACUCCCAAGAGAUGCAAGACACCAGAUUUAAACUGUUAUUUUAUCACGAUACGCCCAUGGGACUUGCCAGUGAAACAUUUAUGACUUGCUUUGAUGUUGGUUUCCAAAGACCAGAUAUCCUUCCAUUGACCUCGGUAGAAGAAAUUCUGAACAAGGACUUCAAGUCACAACUCUUGGGAAAGGUUUGGCAUGGUAGAUCGUGUGAAGAGGCAAAUUUAGUUUUGGACAUAAAGGGAAACAUGGCAAUAUCAAAAUAUCAGAUGGACUUUGUGAGAGACAAUUUGGAGAAAGGAUGCGAAUACAACCCAGAAUUCCCUCUGAAGGAUGUAAUAACAUCACAGUUGUAUGACACAAUCACACUAGAAGGUACCCAUCGAGAGAAUUUUCGAGAAUCCUGGAAAGAGUUAAUAAUUAUGAUCUAUGACUGGACAACAGCAAGAAUUCCACCACAAUAUCGCCACUACCCUGAAGAUCACAGAUCAAAGACUUUUAGAAUCAGGGCAACAAAAUACCCUGGUACAAACAUCUAUAGAAUUCGUCUAACAUUGCCACGGGAGUUCACAAUCUAUAGUGUAUCAGUUCCACCUUUCUUAGGAUUCUUAGCAUCACCCAGUGAAAUGUUGACUCAUCGUGUCCUCAAUGGUAGGAAUCCAGGAGCAUGUGCUGUCUCUACUGGCAAGGUCCAUACUUUUGAUGGAGAGAAAUUCCCUGUUGAGCUGAACAGCUGCUGGAAGGUGGCAGCUGCCGAUAUUUCCACAAACUCCAUCCAAAUCCAUGUUCGCCACAGUGACCAAUGGGAGGCCAAGGUCUUGUGGGUUGACAGGGGACUAAGGUUUGAUCUGUCUAGCUCCUCAAUCCAAGUUAAUAAUAAAGCUCCCAGUGAAAUGAGUGAAAUAUACCGAUUUGUCUAUUCGGACAAUGCUGUUUUGCUCAUAUUGAACAUAGGGAUCGCUGUCAAGGUUUCCAAUAAAGUGGAGAUAGAGAUGCCUUUCUCAUACCGGUCUUAUAUUGUUGGACUCUGUGGAAAAUAUGAUGGUGAGAGGCAACUAGAAUUUCUGGGACCAAAAGGUUGUGAUUACAGUGACCAUACUCUCUUUGCUGCUGCCUGGGAGCUUGAUGGUGAUGUGUGCGAUGCUGUGAUCCACAGUGAAAACAAGAAGAAAGUGGAGGAGUACCAGAGCACAUGUCAAAACUCUUCCUACAUUCCUACAGGAGUUUUAUAUCGGUAUGAUCAAAUUGGGUGCACCUCAUGGGAAUACCAAGUGAGGAAGGAAGGACCAUGCAGUUGCACAGCAUUGGUAUUGACUCCAAAGUGCAAUCCAGGAUGCACAAGCAACAUGAAGUCACAGAAGCAGAUCCAGUUCAACUGUAUCAGAGCAGUGGAGCACAGUGAUAAAGACGUCGACUGCAGCAACCCCCAGACUUAUGUUGCCAGUUACCCAACUGGCUGCAGGGCCGAGUGAGAUGGCAAAAAGAGACCAUGUUGUUCAAGAUUGAUGAAAUUGACUACUUUCAUUUAUGACCCCAAAUGCCUCAUUUGUCAGUGGCCUGAGUGUUAUGGCAUAAUAACUUUUGUACAACUUAUUCCUAAUUUGAUUGUAUGUUGGAAGAAAGAAUCAGAAUGACUGAAAUAUGAUAUAUUCACUUUCAAGAGACUUGCUCUUUAUAGUUCAGAAUAAUGCCUUGCUGAUAAAGUAAUGGUUUUGUCAUUUUUGGGAAGCUUCACUUAAAACUUUAGUUUUAUGUAUUAUAAAUUUCCAGUAGUUGUCAAAGGAGAAUUUUGUUAGAAAUAAGCCAUUCAUCCCAUGUUCUCAAGAAUUGUAAAAGGAAAUAUAUAAGAAAAUUCA